CACCCUAUCUGUGACCCCAUCAUGUUCAUCGUCUGCAACUUCGCUGCACUGAUGCUUCUACUGACUUUUGAAAGUCCAGUUGAUGCAGGGAAAAUUAUUGGAGGCCAUAAGGUUAAUCCACACAAACGGUCGUAUAUGGUGUUUUUGCGGAUGGUGGACAAGGCUAAUACAACAAAACGCUGCGGUGGAUUCCUUAUCAGAGAAGAUUUCGUGGUGACUGCAGCUCACUGCCGGGCCAAGAAUCAUGAGUCCUACAAAGUCUUUUAUGGGUUUGACAACCACGGUAAAAACCAUAAAGAAGUGUCUGUGAAGAAAGAUUUUCCACAUAAUCACUACAAUGACAGUGUUUACACAAACGACAUCAUGCUGCUGAAGUUGUCCCACAAUGUGAGCUCGGCCCACCAUAUCAAACAUAUUGAGCCGGCAAAGGAGGAAGGUAACUCACUGCCAAAUGAUUGCUCGGUCUGUGGUUGGGAAGUGAACUCAUCUACAAAAUUGCCUUCGAAACUGUUGGAAGUCGAUGUCACACUUGUUGAAAAUCAGGACUGUGUCAAAGAAAGUGCUUACUGCUCCGUAGGAGAAAGAGGAACAAGCGGGGGAGACUCUGGAGGUCCAUUAAUCUGCAAUGGAAUGGCAUAUGGAGUGGUGUCAGCAAGCAAAAACUACAGUGAUUCCACUCUGUAUAAGUACACAAACGUACCUGACACCAUUGACUGGAUCAAUAAUAUCCUGAAGGACAACUGACUCAGCAUCCAAGCCUCAUUUCACCUUGAUCAAAUCAUUUGACAAUAAAAACAUUUUUAGUGCAGAAGUAAUAAUCUGAUCAUUUGCUUUAUUUGGUUCAGUGUGUUGAUGCUAUAAUUCUGUAUUUUAUACUAAGGUCGGCUGUUUUUAAAGUGCAUGCUCUGAUCAUUAUAGUAAAUGCUGAAUGAAUAGUUAAAAUAUGUUUGAGAGAAAUGUUGGCGUUAUAUGAGGCAAUUUAGAUUUUUGCUGCCAAUACAAGCCUUAAUAAAAAUAUUGCUUUGCUCAUGAUAUUUAGAUAGAAGCUUGAGCGUUUAUAGAUUGAU
Molecule: messenger RNA, 1067 nt
Organism: Poeciliopsis prolifica (blackstripe livebearer)
Lineage: Eukaryota; Metazoa; Chordata; Actinopteri; Cyprinodontiformes; Poeciliidae
Product: granzyme B-like
Exons: 5
Coding region: 22-744 (240 amino acids)
Biological process (GO): proteolysis
Molecular function (GO): serine-type endopeptidase activity
Source: RefSeq, a predicted model, not a curated record